Messenger RNA from Strongylocentrotus purpuratus (purple sea urchin), 1793 nucleotides. RefSeq names its product phosphatidylethanolamine N-methyltransferase. Lineage: Eukaryota; Metazoa; Echinodermata; Echinoidea; Camarodonta; Strongylocentrotidae. Gene Ontology annotation, molecular function: phosphatidylethanolamine N-methyltransferase activity. The record is from RefSeq and is a predicted model, not a curated record. The transcript has 4 exons. The coding region runs from base 3 to 446 and encodes 147 amino acids. Gene Ontology annotation, biological process: phosphatidylcholine biosynthetic process.
GUAUGCUCUUGGCAGCUACCAUUGUCUUUCUUGCUCUGGUCAGAAGUAGAAGAUUCCAGCUAGCCAUUGGUACCCAAUACACAUGGGCGCUUCUAGAAACAGACUUGGUCUGGAUGAUAGGAACAGGUCUAUUAGCUGUUGGGAUUAUUCUUGUCAUAUCUAGUUUCUUUGCUUUGGGAUUCUACGGAACAUAUCUAGGUGAUUAUUUUGGUAUUUUGAUGGAGGAGAAAGUGACAUGUUUCCCAUUCAACAUUGUUGGUGAUCCUAUGUACUGGGGUUCUGUGCUGGAACAUCUUGGGAUAGCUCUUCAGUCUGCAAGUCCAUCAGGUCUCUUUUUAACAGCUGUCGUUGCGAGCAUGUACAUCAUAGCAAUGCAGUUCGAAGGACCUUUUACAUCAAAGAUAUAUGCAGAGAAGGCAUUGGAGGAAAGCAAGAAAACCAAAUAAUCUUUGCCAUUUUAUGUUCAUUAAAAACUAAUUAGUUCCUUCAGUAAACUGCAUAACAAAAAACAUGAUCUGUAAAGACAAUAUCCCUUUUUCAGAAGCUUUGAAUUAAUUUUUUUAGCUGUCAGAGGAUUUCAAUAUAUAGGUCUACCAUUUUGUGCAAUUGUUAUAUCAAUGCACCCAAUUUACAUUUGAAUAGAUAGAUGAUGGUUCUAGGUGUAAUUUUAUAGGACUAUUUCAAAUUACAAAUAUUCUCCCCAAAAUAUACCUCUGAAGUAUCUGAGCAUUUACCUACAUUUGCAGUCUUUGAUUUAAGGUAUUUAUAAAGAACAACCAGCUGUAUAUAAACAUCAAAUUAAUGAUGUACAUAUAAACUGUUUUAUUCAACAUCUCUUUUCUACUGAAUACUUUCUGUAUAUCACAAACAAGGAACCAAGCCAAUUCUUGCAUUUCACAAUACAUGUGCCCCCAACGUUCGUACCAUGAAAAGCACCCGCGGGUCACAGACAAUUUCUUUGAAGUAUGAGAAUAACAUUCUGCAGCUUCACAAUAGAAGACCAUGAUGACAAUGCCAGCAGUAGCUGGUGGGGCGGGCUCCCGGUGAUGUUUCACCAGCGUAAUAGCGAGCUGAUUUGUCUAGAAAGUUGUCGACCCAUCUCCCUAAAUUACCGCGGUAGAGUAACUGUCGCAACUGAACCGAAUGAGGGCGCAAGGAUUGUGAAACGCGAGAAUUCAUGGUUGUUUUUAUUCUUCUGAGAUUUAUAGUACUUGUUUUCCACUCAACAGAACCAUUUAUAAGAAAAAACAUAUGCCAUGGUUUUCUAAACAACUAAAAAGGAUGUGCUCAAGAAUUAUGAGAAGUACUUUAAAAAACCUAAAGAAUACAAAAAAUAAUGUUACAACAAGAUCUGUAAUUUUCACACAAACCAUAUAUAUGUAAUGCCAGAAAAUAAAUGCUAGUCUUUCAAAAUUUCCUUUAAAGGAAGCAUGACUAAAACUUGGAGAACUAUUAAAGUUGUUCUUCAAAGAAGGAAAUAUAAGAAAAGUGCCUUUGUUUUUUAGUACAACAGUUCAAUUAUAAGUGAUUCUAAAGAACUUGCUGAGAGGUUUACCAGUAAUGAUUAUUUUAAAGAUCUAUUUUUUUUUAGCAACAUUCCUGAAAUUGGAUAUUCUCCCAAUUUCAUUAUUACAUGAUUUUCAAUUUUGUGUUUUUAUGUUUCAUAUCAUCAAAUUACCUGUUACCAAUUUUUUGUUAAUAUCUUUCAGAGCAACAAAGAUAUUUGUAGAUAUAGUACCAGGAUUUCAACAAACACUUGUGUAAUGUAUGCCAUUUAUCUUUUCCAAUUAUAU